This is a messenger RNA of Pistacia vera, 1257 nucleotides long. Its product is annotated as F-box protein SKIP23-like. Gene Ontology annotation, molecular function: protein binding. Lineage: Eukaryota; Viridiplantae; Streptophyta; Magnoliopsida; Sapindales; Anacardiaceae. The coding region runs from base 6 to 1232 and encodes 408 amino acids. The record is from RefSeq and is a predicted model, not a curated record. The transcript has a single exon.
AAACAAUGAACGUCUUUUCAAUUAUUAAGUCGUCUCCCACAACCCCUCUGUCUUUCUUCUUCUUCCUAUUGAUUUUAGCAUCCAUGGACACUCCUUCCCCGGACUGGUCCACUCUCCCAGAACACCUCCUCCACUGCAUCGCAAAACGCCUCCAAACCCGCAUCGAUACCCUCCGUUUCCGAGCCGUCUGUAAGUCAUUUCGAUCCUCAACUGCUCCUCCUUCAAAACCGUUUUCUCCCCGCUCCGAUAUCAAAAUUCAAUAUCCUCUACCUCUCACACCUUACCGCCACGGAAAUCUCCUCCUCGCCGAGUCCACAAUCUACGCCGUUGAAUCCCUCGACGCUUCGCCACAAACCACUGAAACAUGGCUUCUCAAACUCGAAGAAUUGAGCUCGGGCAAAGUCCGAGUUGGGGAUCCCCUCUUCAAGCUUUGCUCCGAAAAGUUCUCCCAAAUGUUGCCAAACUCAUUCAACUUGUUAGAUUAUCGUGUUAAGGAGAUAACUAAAGUUUACAGACUCGAGUUAGAGUCGAACAAAUUCGACCCUUCUUGUUUCAGAAAAGUGGCAGUUUCUAAUGAAAAUGAGCUUGAACUUGGAGUUAUGGCGUUAGUAACCGGAGGCAAAGUGGGAUUAUGGAGAAGCAAAAACAAAACGUGGACGAAUAUCGAUUUGGGUGGAAAUGUUAUGUAUUUUGAAGAUGUCACGUAUCAUAACAAGAAAUUUUUCGCCAUGGGUUCCGAUGGUCGUACUAUCACCAUUGAUCCUAAAUCUUUAAAGAUUAUCGAAGUUGCAGCUGCGGUUACGAAAUCAAAUCAUGGGUUACUCUCUUUGAUAAGAUCGUUCGACGAUUUGUUUUUGAUCGAUAAGUAUUGGUUAGAGAAGUUUAACAAAUUUGGCUUGGGUUCUGAUGAUGAGUUUUGCUCGGUUCGUGUGGACGUUUACAGGCUUGACGAAGAGAGGCGAGAGUGGAUAAAGGUGAGGGAUGGAUUGGAGGAAAAGGCGUUGUUUCUGGGUGAAAAUCAUUCGUUUUUUGUUGAGGGUGAAGGAUUCUCGUGGAGGAAAGGGGGUUGUAUUUAUUUGUUUGAUAGAGAUUUUUCAAGAUUGGAUUUUGAUUAUCCUGCUGUGAGUGUUGUGACCUUUGAAUUGGAGGAUGAUAAUGGCGGAUGGAGCUAUGGAGUUUCAAGCUUUUCCAAGAUUUUUUGGCCUCCACCCACUUGGCUAAAGCAGAAUUGAUUCCAGAUAGCUCCAUCGCCUGGAU